Messenger RNA from Hevea brasiliensis (rubber tree), 1545 nucleotides. RefSeq names its product protein EXORDIUM-like 5. Bases 190 to 1248 code for a protein of 352 amino acids. Lineage: Eukaryota; Viridiplantae; Streptophyta; Magnoliopsida; Malpighiales; Euphorbiaceae. The record is from RefSeq and is a predicted model, not a curated record. The transcript has a single exon.
CUCUCAAAAGUGAAGUGUGCCCACAAGUUGCAGCUGUCUCCAGCCCAUUUCCCUUCCCAUUUGCCCCAUUUUCCUCUAACCUCUCCUUCCUUUAUAUACCCCAUCUGUGUUCCUCACUCCCUCAUCACUCACCAGUCACCACCACCACCACCACCACCAACGCCGCCGCCCCCGCCACCACUGUUCAGAAUGUCAAAGCCCCAUUUCUUGCUUUGCUUUCUUGGCUUCUCUAUAUUCUUUAGCUGCAGCUAUGUCUAUGCUUCCACUUCUUCAAAUCCACUGCAACUACAGACCUUAAACACUAAGCCAGAGCACAUCAACCCAAAGCUUCCCCCCAGAACCCUCUCCUCAUCCAACAAAUUCGAGGGGUCUUCCGACUUGGUCCAGCUCCGCUACCACAUGGGCCCAGUCCUCUCUUCCUCCCCCAUCAACAUUUACCUCAUCUGGUAUGGUCGUUGGGCUGCUUCCCAAAAGCUCCUCAUCAAGGACUUCAUCAAUUCCAUCUCUCCUGCCACUGCUGCUGCUAAGCCCACCGUCUCCGAAUGGUGGCGCACUGUUUCUCUUUACACAGAUCAAACUGGCGCCAAUGUCUCUCGUUCUGUCCUCAUCGCUGGCGAAUACACCGAUAAGGCCUACUCUCAUGGGGCCCACUUGACUCGUCUUUCCAUCCAGCAAGUGAUUGCCACAGCCGUGAAAUCUGCUCCUUUCCCGGUGGAUCACAAGAAUGGGAUCUAUCUGAUCCUCACUGCGCAGGACGUGACCGUACAGGACUUUUGUCGAGCUGUUUGUGGGUUCCAUUACUUCACAUUCCCAUCUAUGGUGGGCUACACUUUACCAUACGCUUGGGUGGGAAAUUCAGGGAAACAGUGCCCCGACGUUUGCGCCUAUCCUUUUGCAAUCCCGGGAUACAUGGGAGGAGGUGGGCCUGGGGCGUUGAAAGCGCCGAAUGGUGAUGUGGGUGUGGACGGAAUGAUCAGCGUCAUAGGGCAUGAACUUGCAGAGCUAUCUUCGAACCCAUUAGUAAACGCUUGGUAUGCAGGGGAAGACCCCACAGCACCAACAGAGAUUGGAGAUUUGUGUGAAGGGUUGUAUGGAACAGGUGGGGGUGGAGGAUACAUAGGGCAGGUGAUGAGGGACAAGCAAGGAAGGACUUUUAACAUGUAUGGUGGGAGAGGAAGGAAGUUUUUGGUGCAGUGGAUUUGGAGCCCUGAGUUGAAGGCCUGUGCUGGCCCUAAUGCUAUGGAUUAGAGGUCUUUUCUAGGAUCUUGCAAAAUAUUUAUUUCUCUAUGCUCUUGAAUCUUGAGUUUGAUGGAAGCAAAUGACAUAGCUGGAUUUGCAAAAAUUUAAAAAAAAAAAAAAAAAAUUAUGGGGGUGGGGAGAUCGGAGAUAGGAAGGAUAAGAUGAGAUUUAUCAUCUUUUUCAUUUCUUUAUUUCUUUAUUUUUUUUUUUUAAUUUAUAGAUAGUUUAGAUGUAUAAAGAAAGAGGGGUGAACGGUGUUGAUAUUAGAUUUUUCCUUUCGUAGCAAUAUAUUUUAUUUAUAAUUUA